Lagopus muta (rock ptarmigan) is the source of this 1384-nucleotide messenger RNA. RefSeq names its product olfactory receptor 52I2-like. Gene Ontology annotation, cellular component: membrane. The record is from RefSeq and is a predicted model, not a curated record. NCBI's taxonomy places the organism in Eukaryota, Metazoa, Chordata, Aves, Galliformes, Phasianidae. The transcript has a single exon. Gene Ontology annotation, biological process: G protein-coupled receptor signaling pathway. Gene Ontology annotation, molecular function: olfactory receptor activity; G protein-coupled receptor activity. Bases 1 to 963 code for a protein of 320 amino acids.
AUGGCUCCUGGCCCCUUCAGCCUCCCCAACAGCAGCUCCUCCUCCUUUGUCCUUGUGGGUGUCCCCACCCUGGAAGCUUUCCCCAUCUGCCUGGGCAUCCUUUUCUGCUCAGCGUACAUCCUCGCCCUGCUAGGAAAUAGCACAGUCCUGCUGGUCAUUGCACUGGACAGGUCCCUGCGGGACCCCAUGCACUGCUUCCUGGCCAUGCUGGCCGCCAUCGACGUGGUGAUGGUGACGUCCAUCGUCCCCAAGCUGCUGGGCAUCUUCUGGUUCCAUUCCAACCAGAUCGGUUACACCGCCUGCUUUGCUCAGAUGUUCUUUGUUCACUCCGCCACAUCAGAGGAGUCAGGAGUGCUCCUGGCCAUGGCUUUUGACCGCUACGUCGCCAUUUGUCACCCCCUCAGGUACAGAAUGAUCCUGAAUCGACAAACAGUUGCCCGGAUAUGCCUGGCCAUCGUGGUGAGAGCACUGCUUCUCAUGGUGCCGUUGACAGGGAUGGUGACAAACCUCCCCUACUGCCGUUCCCUCGUGGUUCCCCAUUCAUACUGCGAGCACAUGGCUGUCACCGGUCUUGCCUGCGCAGACCCCAACCCCAGCAGGCUGUACAGCAUAUCUAUGUCCUCUCUCAUAGUAGGGACGGACACAGCUUUCAUUGCUGCGUCCUACCUGAUGAUCCUGAAAGCCGUCCUGGGCAAGGAAUCGUGCAGGAGGGCCUUCAGCACCUGCGGGUGCCACAUCUGUGUGAUGAUGCUGUACUACAUCCCCGGCCUGCUCUCCAUCUACGUGCAGCACUUCGGCCAGGCUGUGUCUGUGCGUGCACAGGUCCUGCUGGCCGACCUCUACCUCACCCUCCCCGCCGUGCUGAACCCCAUCAUCUACAGCAUGAGGACCAGGCGGAUCCAGAAGGCAGCGCUCAACCUGCUGCGCCCCAGGAAGGCUCACGGCUGUCACAGCGCUCAGUGACUUCCCAGGGCUGUGGACCCACACAAACACAGCACCCAUUCCAUUCCCAGUGGAUGCACGCAGGGAAUGGAAGCCAUGAGGGGAUGGGGGAGGACUUGGCUUUAAUGGCUGUGUGAGACCCUACAGUGCGACAGGAGGUGUUUGGGUCCGGGAUCAUGAGCAGAUGCCAGGCUGCCAUUGCCCUUCCUUCUCACAAGAGAAGAGGUGCAGUCACUGGCUUUGGGUUUUGAGAUGUUCUCUGUGCUGUGAAUGUCCCUGUGAUGGUUUAAAAUUCACAACUGCACGUGUCUUUGUGUCAAUAAACAGAUUCUAUUCAAAAUGGGGAAAUUUCUUCUACGGUGUCUUUUGGACUCAAUGCAAACCUAUCGUUGCUGUCAGCAGGAGACUGUCCUACAUUGCAGGGACUGUAGUCAGUCAGUUC